Lachancea thermotolerans CBS 6340 is the source of this 366-nucleotide messenger RNA. RefSeq names its product Ccw12p (gene CCW12). The coding region runs from base 1 to 366 and encodes 121 amino acids. The record is from RefSeq and is a predicted model, not a curated record. The transcript has a single exon. Lineage: Eukaryota; Fungi; Ascomycota; Saccharomycetes; Saccharomycetales; Saccharomycetaceae.
AUGCAAUUCUCUACCGCCGCUGCCGUUGCCACCGUCACUGCCGUUGUCGCUGCCACCAACACCACCACCGUGCACUCCGACUCCACCACUUUGGUGACCAUCACCUCUUGUGAGGAGCACGCCUGCUCUGAGUCCGUCUCCCCAGCUUUGGUCUCCACUGCUACCGUGACCGUCAACGACGUCGUCACCAAGUACACCACCUGGUGCCCAUUGCCAACCACCGCUGCUCCAUCUUCCAGCAACGGUACCAAGACUGAGGCCCCAGCCUCCUCUACCGCUUCCGUCACCUCUUACACUGGUGCUGCCGCCAAGGCUUUGCCAGCUGCUGGUGCUUUGGUUGCCGGUGCUGCCGCUUUGUUGUUGUAA